This is a messenger RNA of Dentiscutata erythropus, 936 nucleotides long. NCBI's taxonomy places the organism in Eukaryota, Fungi, Glomeromycota, Glomeromycetes, Diversisporales, Gigasporaceae. The record is from the annotation of a GenBank genome assembly.
UAUCUUUAUUAACGACGACGACAACGGACGAAGUAGAUAAUAAUAAUAUUAUACCUUCAAAUAGUCCACCUUCUAAACCCACAUUACCCCCAGAAGAAGAAAAAAAACUUAUGCCCGAUUCAUCAAAAAUAAUUUUAAAAUCUAAAAAACCAUUUUCUGCAUUAACUGCAUUGAUUGCAGAAAAAAAGAAUAAAUUGGACAAUCCAUUUGCGGAAGAAUAUAGUUUCUUUGCUGGAAAAGGAGAUCUUAAUCCAAUAACACGAAAAAUUUAUCUUCCAUUUAGUGCUGAACCCACAAAACCUAUGAGUGUGAUUGUAAAAAGAGAUGCUAGUGUGGAAGAAAUUAUUGGUUAUACCUUAUAUCAAUAUUGGGAUGAGAAAAGAGAACCUAUACUUGAUCAAACAUUAUGUGAUGUGGUUCGAUGGAAUAUGAGAAUUGUUGAAGAUGAUGGUGUUAUUGAUGAAGAUUUUCCUGUUAAACAAAACGAAGCUGUUUCCUCCAAGACGAGACCUCCACCUAAGGAAACUUUGGCUGCACCUCCAUCAAUAAAUACUAAUGGGACAACCAUUAAUUCAAUAUCUGCUUCUAGUAAUACAGUUAAUGGUGGCAAUAGUACUUCCGGAGUAGUAUCUACUAUUGAUCUUACUAAUCAAAUAUUUUUACGAAUUCGACUUACUCUUACUCCUUAUGAAGAGGUCGCACAUACCACAACAAUAAAUGUUUCAGGAGAAAUGCCUUUUCGGGAGGUUUUGGGAAUAAUUUGUCGUAAACGCAAAUUGGAAAGUAAUAAGUAUACUCUUAAAAUUGCUGAUACUGAUAAAUAUAUAGAUUUGGAAAAAACUGUAGAAAGUGAAGGAAAUGCAAAUGAGUUGGCUUUAGUGGAGAAACCCAUUAAUGGUACUACAAGUGCUGAUGUACCACCACAAAGUCCAACAA